AUGAUGGAUGAUGACACUGAGUUGAGGACUGAUGGAAACUCCCUCUUAAAGGCUGUAUGGUUAGGGAGGCUCCGGCUGACCAGACUCCUCUUGGAAGGGGGAGCUUAUAUCAAUGAGAGCAAUGACAAAGGUGAAACAGCUCUCAUGGUGGCAUGCAUCACCAAGCAUGUGGACCAGCAAAGCAUUAGCAAGUCUAAGAUGGUGAAGUAUCUGUUGGACAAUAGGGCAGACCCCAAUAUCCAGGAUAAGUCUGGCAAGACUGCGCUCAUCCAUGCUUGCAUCAGAAGAGCUGGGGGAGAAGUGGUGUCCUUACUGCUGGAGAAUGGAGCAGACCCCAGUCUUGAGGAUCGCACUGGGGCUUCAGCCCUGGUUUAUGCAAUAAAUGCGGAUGACAAGGAUGCACUGAAGCAUCUCCUUGAUGCCUGCAAAGCAAAAGGUAAGGAAGUGAUUAUUAUAACAACAGACAAGUCAUCUUCAGGCACAAAAACCACCAAGCAGUAUCUCAAUGUCCCUCCAUCACCCAAAGUGGAAGACAGACAGUCACCACCACUGUGUGCAUCUCCUUCUGACAUUGAACUGAAGGCUCCUGGUCUGGGUUCUUCACCCAGUGAGAAGGAUGAUGAUUUCUUCAUCCUCCAAACAGGACACCAAAAUGGCUGUAGUAGUUCUAAGAUCUUGAAUGAGCCUGGAUCACCCACCAGGAAAGUGCCUAGCCUUAAAAGGGCCCGCUUGCCCCAACUGAAGAGGCUCCAGUCUGAACCCUGGGGCUUGAUUGCUCCCUCUGUGCUGGCAGCCUCCGCACGCCAGGAUGAAACCCAUGGCACAAGCACAGACAAUGAGGUCAUCAGGAGCAUCAAUGACAUGCCCUUCCCUAGAAGGGGGUCCCUCUCCAGAACCAACAGCAUUGACAGUAAAGACUCCUCUCUCUUCCCCACAGUCCAGGAACAAGUUCUGAAGAUUCCAGCUUCAGCACCAGCUACCUGGAAAGCAGCUUAUGAGAAAGCCCAGGCUCCCCACCCACGCCUGGCCAGGAGAGGAACACUUCCUGUUGACCAAGAGAAGAGUGGGAUGUGUCCACCAGGACCAUCAGCUCUGAAAGAUUCAGCAUCUCUCAAGCUGUUGGAAAAUGACCUCUAUGACUUAGACGUACAGCCAGGGGCUGACCCACCCAACUCCAUGUCCCUUGAGUCAGGCAAAGGACAUUUGGACAGAAAGAAGCUCAACAGCUCCCACUUGUCCCUUUUCCAUGGCUCUCGGGAGUGCCUGGAUACUGUACCCAGCACAUCUCCCAGCUCAGUGCGCCGCAGGCCCCCUCAUCUUCUAGAAAGAAGAGGUUCAGGAACUCUCUUACUAGACCGCAUUGCUCACACGAGGCCUGGCUUUCUUCCUCCUUUAAAUGUGAAUUCAAACCCACCUAUCCCAGAUAUCAGAGCCAGUAGCAAACCACCUUCCCCACUUGCUGGUGGCUUAAAGUCUGUGGUUCCUGUUGCUCCAAAUUCACCAAAGAGAGUUGACUUGAGAAGUAAAAAGAAACUCCUUCGAAGGCAUUCUAUGCAGAUUGAGCAGAUGAAGCAGCUAUCUGACUUUGAAGAAAUCAUGACCUAG
Messenger RNA from Peromyscus eremicus (cactus mouse), 1605 nucleotides. RefSeq names its product ankyrin repeat domain 34C (gene Ankrd34c). Gene Ontology annotation, molecular function: protein binding. The transcript has a single exon. Lineage: Eukaryota; Metazoa; Chordata; Mammalia; Rodentia; Cricetidae. The record is from RefSeq and is a predicted model, not a curated record. The coding region runs from base 1 to 1605 and encodes 534 amino acids.